AUGGCGCGGACAAAAAGUGACGCAUCGCCCGUCCGACAAGCGCAAGAACAACCAUCCACAAAGGCGUGCAGACAGCGAGCCCUCGGCGUCAUCGUCACUCUCGUCGCACGUAUCGGAGACGCCCGGUUCCAGCCACGCUCCCUUUCCAACGAGCUUAGCCGUAUCAAGCAAGGAAAUGCGUGCGGGAACAUGAGGGAGCGCAAGCGCAACAGGUCCCCCAGGAAGAGGCGCCACUUUCGCCCUGGCCAGCGUGCACUGCGGGAAAUUCGCGAGUACCAGCGCAGCACCGACCUCCUUCUCUUGAAGCGUCCGUUUCAGCGCCUGUGUCGUGAGAUUGCGCAGGACAUGAAAAGCGAUUGCCGGUUUCGCGUGGAUGCGCUGCUUGCUCUUCAGGAGGCAACAGAAUCGUACGUGGUCGGCCUCUUCCAGGACGCCAUGCUCGCCGCCGUGCAUGCAGGCAGGGUCACGCUGAUGCCAAAGGACAUCAAGCUUGCGCGCCACAUCCGUGGCGAGCUCAUCGGCGUGUUUGCCGACAUGUAA
Salpingoeca rosetta is the source of this 540-nucleotide messenger RNA. RefSeq names its product histone. The record is from RefSeq and is a predicted model, not a curated record. NCBI's taxonomy places the organism in Eukaryota, Choanoflagellata, Craspedida, Salpingoecidae. Gene Ontology annotation, cellular component: nucleosome. The transcript is spliced from 4 exons. Bases 1 to 540 code for a protein of 179 amino acids. Gene Ontology annotation, molecular function: protein heterodimerization activity; structural constituent of chromatin; DNA binding.